GUCCUUACAUUUACACGGACGUUUUGGAUUUUAAGAACCUUCAAGAGUUGGUUGUGAAUCAUCGUAUUGACUGGAUCGUUCACUUCAGCGCACUUCUGAGUGCAGUCGGUGAACAAAAUGUGCCUUUGGCAAUACGAGUCAAUAUUGAAGGUCUGCACAACGUGAUGGAGCUGGCGAAGCAGUACCACCUGCGCAUCUUCGUGCCGAGCACGAUCGGCGCGUUCGGGCCGGAGUCACCGCUCGAGCUAACGCCGGACGUGUGCAUACAGCGUCCCAAGACCAUCUAUGGCGUGUCGAAGGUCCACGCUGAGCUGCUGGGGGAGGUAGGAU
This is a messenger RNA of Priapulus caudatus, 330 nucleotides long. RefSeq names its product inactive L-threonine 3-dehydrogenase, mitochondrial-like. Gene Ontology annotation, molecular function: L-threonine 3-dehydrogenase activity. The transcript is spliced from 2 exons. The annotation marks the transcript as partial. The record is from RefSeq and is a predicted model, not a curated record. Lineage: Eukaryota; Metazoa; Priapulida; Priapulimorpha; Priapulimorphida; Priapulidae. Gene Ontology annotation, biological process: L-threonine catabolic process.